This is a messenger RNA of Musa acuminata AAA Group (dessert banana), 2027 nucleotides long. RefSeq names its product homeobox protein rough sheath 1-like. Gene Ontology annotation, molecular function: protein dimerization activity; RNA polymerase II cis-regulatory region sequence-specific DNA binding; DNA-binding transcription factor activity, RNA polymerase II-specific. Gene Ontology annotation, cellular component: nucleus. The coding region runs from base 16 to 1839 and encodes 607 amino acids. The record is from RefSeq and is a predicted model, not a curated record. The transcript is spliced from 6 exons. Gene Ontology annotation, biological process: positive regulation of transcription by RNA polymerase II. NCBI's taxonomy places the organism in Eukaryota, Viridiplantae, Streptophyta, Magnoliopsida, Zingiberales, Musaceae.
CCAUGUCAGAUUCCGAUGUUGAGGGAGAAGAAGAAGACCAGCAAGGGCAAGCAGAGGAUAGAGAUGAAGAAGAUAGAGAACGAGGAAGCCCGCUACAUUAGCUUCUCCAAGAGAAGGAAUGGGAUCUUUGGCAAGGCCAGUGAGCUCUCCACCCUGUGUGGCACAGACUUGGCCGUGCUCAUCUCGUCCCCCACGGGGAAGCUCCAUUCCUUCGGGAGCCCAAGCGUGGCCCUGGUCGUGGACCGGUUUCUUUCGACCGGGGUGGACCACUCCUCCGGUUCGGUUCACGAACAAUCGCGGCGGGGGCAAACGAUCCAGGACCUGAAUCAUCGGCUCAUGGAGCUGGCGCGCCGGCUCGAGGACGCAAAAGCCAAGAAGGCGGCGCUCCAGGAGCGGCUCGAGGCGGCGGCUCGGGGUCUGGAUUGCGAGCGGAUCGAUGAUUUGGAGGGGUUGGGUUUGGACGAGCUCGAUCGGCUCAUGGAGUCACUGGGCCGGCUCAAGGCCCGGGCCAAUGCCCGGACCGAGGAGAUCUUGACGGGCAUCUCUCCCGAGCCGACAACCGUCGAUCAUGUCGGUCCCUGGCGGCAUGGUGGAAUCUCUACCGUCCACUCCGAUUCGGACGGGUUGGGAGCUCAAUGCCCGUCGAACCCGGUUCUUGCCAUGACGAACCAAUUUGACUCGGCAGCACCGCGAUCGAACCCAUUGAUGGAGACUAUCGAUUUUUUAGAUAUUAAUGGCUUGUUCGAAGAAUUUAGCUGUGGCUUGUGUUUCUCUUGCUUCCUCUCUGUCUUUCACCGGAUGGAGGAAAUCUCUCACUUGGGCGGUGACUUUCUCUCGUCGACCACCACCACCACCGCCACCGCCACCGCCACAUCAGCUCCUCUGCGGCCGAAUGCCGCCGUAUAUGGGCGGAAUUGUUACCCAACCAGUGCCACGUUACCCUACCUUCAACCCGGAGCAGGUUCUUCUCGGCAAGCAUCUCAAGUCAGAGCAGUGGAAGGGCGAGUAGGGCAAGGAGAGAUGUGUCCAAGUGAUGCAGAAGACGUCCGGGCCAAGAUCGUGUCUCAUCCUCAGUAUUCCAGCCUUAUUGGAGCCUAUAUCGACUGCCAAAAGGUGGGAGCGCCGCCGGAUGUGGUGGAACGGCUGUCGGCCAUAGCUCGGGAGCUCCAGUCGCGCUGCACCCGCCGUCAGGGUUCUUCCUCAGACCCCGAGCUCGACCAGUUCAUGGAAGCAUACUGUGAUCUGUUGGUGAAGUACCGAGAGGAGCUAACGAGGCCAUUACACGAGGCCACAGACUUCCUAAAGAGAGUCGAAUCACAGUUCAACGCUCUCACCAACACUUCAUCGCCGCGGCUCUUCUCCUUCGAACCUGCGGAUGAGAGAUGCGAAGGUGUCACAUCCUCUGAAGAAGAUCCAGACGCUAGCGGUGGUGGAGACAUCGAUCUUCCCUUGAUCGAUUCGCAUGGUGAGGAUAAAGAGCUGAAGCACCACCUUCUAAAGAAGUACGGUGGGUACUUGGGCAGUCUCAGGCAGGAGCUAUCCAAGAAGAAGAAGAAAGGAAAACUGCCAAAGGAAGCCCGGCAAAAACUACUAAACUGGUGGGAGCUGCACUGCAAGUGGCCAUAUCCAUCGGAAACAGAAAAGGUGGCCCUGGCUGAAUCAACAGGCCUCGAUCCGAAGCAAAUCAAUAAUUGGUUCAUAAACCAAAGGAAACGGCAUUGGAAACCAUCGGAGGACAUGCAGUUCGUCGUGAUGGAUAGCUUCCAUCCGCAGAAUGCUGCCGCCUUAUACAUGGAAGGACAGUUCAUGGUUGACGGCCUUUAUCGCACCGGUCCAUAAUUUCCGGAUGCCUACUUGAAGAGUUCUGCACACAUAACCAUCGCAUCGUCAUUAGAUUAUCAUUAAGUUCCUCAAUGUUGUUUAGUUCGCCAUAAAAAUAUUAUGAUUAAACUGUUUGUAUUUGUAACUAUAGUUCGUUCCAUGGUGUCUCAAUACCUGAAGUUGUUCUUAUUUCAUGUUGCAUCAUA